Penicillium brasilianum is the source of this 2265-nucleotide messenger RNA. The record is from the annotation of a GenBank genome assembly. Lineage: Eukaryota; Fungi; Ascomycota; Eurotiomycetes; Eurotiales; Aspergillaceae.
AUGCACUCAUUGCGUGGCAUUGCGCCGCGUUUGCUUACCCGGAGCUCCGUAUUGCCUCCGCUACCCCUCAAUCGUCUUGCACACCGACUGCCCGCACUUCACUCUCCUUUCUCCAUCUCCCACUCCCUUCGAACACUCAUCAUGGACGAAAACGUGAAACAGCAUUAUCUGGCUGACUCGCCGCCUAGUGUGGUCCGUCUGGAAAUCAAGUCGCACUUUGACACUCUGAAAGAUGAGAGUCUUCGGCGAUAUGCCCACUACAUGAGCAGGGCUGCGUUUGAGGGCACUCGUGUGACUUUGCGCCAGGUCUCACCCGAGUCAGAACCUAUAUACGACCUUAUUCUCAAGCUCCACAAAGCCUGCAAUGGCGACUGGAAGAGUCUCGCCCAAAAGACUCAGGUCAGCGAUGAACACCUUCGCUUCUUCCUCGAAUACGCCGCUCAGUUCCUGGGUAACUGCGGUAACUAUAAAGGCUUUGGUGAUUCCAAGUUCAUUCCUCGGAUCCCCGCAUCUGCCCUCGAGGCUCUGGCAUCGAGUACGUCGGAGACCAAGGAGGCUUUCCAGAAGGCACGCAGCACUGGUGGCGGUAUCUACGAGACUGCUGAACAGUCUAUGAUGCAUCUGGGCUACCCUACCAGUGGCCAUAUGACUACUUACUACCCGGACUCGCCCACAAUUACCAAGGACGAGAUCACGGCUGUUGGUGACUUGAUGGAGAAGAAGGGCCUGGCGUUGGAAAAUACCCGAAUCCGCAAGACGGCUUCGGGAGACUUUGAACUCUUGAUUGCAGCUGGAGUCACCAAUCCUCCCGCGAGGGAUCGCGACCUCGGCGCGACUGAUACUUUUGAGCUCGAGGGGGCUCUCAAGGGCAAGACCCUCCGCCUGGUAUUUGGAGACUACCAGGAAGAGAUGGCUAAGAUAUCGCACAACAUUAAGCUUGCUGAGCGCAAUGCGGCAAAUGAUAACCAGAAGAAGAUGUUGGACGCUUAUGCUCUUUCAUUUGGCGCUGGAUCUAUUGAAGCAUUCAAGGAAAGUCAGCGGGUUUGGGUCAAGGAUCAGAAGCCCGCUCUAGAGACGAACCUGGGAUUCGUGGAGACCUACCGUGAUCCUCAUGGUGUGCGUGGAGAGUGGGAGGGCUUUGUCGCUCUGGUGAAUUUGGAGCGAACUCGGGCGUUUGGCGCUCUCGUGGACAGUGCUGAGAGCAUGAUCCCCAAGCUCCCCUGGGGUACCGACUUCGAAAAGGAUAAGUUUCUCAGUCCCGAUUUUACCUCUUUGGAAGUCUUGAGCUUCGCUUGCUCUGGUCUUCCCGCCGGCAUUAAUCUUCCCAACUACGACGAUAUCCGCCAGAACUUGGGUUUCAAGAAUGUCUCCCUUGGCAAUGUUCUGAGCGCAAAGGCCCCGAAUGAGCCCAUUCCAUUCAUUGCUGAGAAGGACCAGGAGGUCUUCCGCCGCUGCCGUGAUCCUGCCUUCGAAGUUCAGGUCGGUAUCCACGAGCUGCUGGGCCAUGGUACCGGCAAGCUUCUUCAAGAGACUGCACCAGGCGAGUACAACUUCGAUAUCUCCAAUCCUCCUAUUAGCCCCGUGACUGGCAAGCCCGUCUCAACCUGGUACAAGCCUGGUCAAACAUGGAGCUCAGUGUUCGGUGCUAUCGCCUCUUCAUAUGAGGAGUGCCGUGCCGAGUGUGUUGCUAUGGCUCUGGGCUGUGACUUUGAGAUUCUCAAGAUCUUCGGCUUCGGCGAUGGCAAAGAGGACUUGGCCGGUGAGGCUGGUGAUGUUCUCUAUGCAGCCUACCUCCAGAUGGCUCGUGCUGGUCUGGUUGCCCUGGAAUUCUGGGACCCCAAGACUCAGAAGUGGGGACAGGCUCACAUGCAGGCUCGUUACAGUAUUCUGCGCACUUUCCUCGGCGCUGGCGAUGACUUUGUCAAGCUGUCCUAUACCAAGGAAGAUCUGUCGGAUCUAGAGAUCCUCCUGGACCGAUCUAAGAUUCUGAGCCACGGUCGGCCUGCCGUUGAGAAGUACUUGCAGAAGCUGCACAUUUAUAAGAGCACUGCCGACGUUGAGGCUGGUAAGGGUCUGUAUGACGAGAUCACCUCGGUCGACAGCUGGUGGGGAUCGCAGGUGCGCGAGGUUGUUCUCAAGAACAAGGUGCCUCGCAAGGUCUUUGUGCAGGCCAACACUAUUCUGGAAGGAGACAAGGUUACUCUGAAGGAAUAUGAGCCUACUCUGGAGGGCAUGAUCCAGAGCUUCGUGGAUCGCAAGGUGUAA